Aegilops tauschii subsp. strangulata is the source of this 1844-nucleotide messenger RNA. RefSeq lists its product as uncharacterized. Gene Ontology annotation, molecular function: myosin binding. NCBI's taxonomy places the organism in Eukaryota, Viridiplantae, Streptophyta, Magnoliopsida, Poales, Poaceae. The record is from RefSeq and is a predicted model, not a curated record.
AAAGUGAUCUCUGACCCCAAUCAUUCUAUCAUACCCAAUUUUAUUAUCUCUCCAACUCAUAGUGGGGCUCCAUUUUGCAAAGUUGACAGCUUCCCUUGGCCUCCAAUGGAGCCUAUCACCCCGUCCACCUAACCCGCCAUUGUCUCUUGCCCCUCCCUUUCCUCUGCCUCCCGCCUCCAGCUCAUCGGCAUCCUCCUCUGUUUUCCGGAUUGGUCUACAGAGCUCCCAUGAUUCUUCCUCUGCUGAGUUUUCGGUGGGGAGGGUGAUGGUCCGCGAGUUGCUGGCCGUGCUGGUGCGCGCGGCGCUGCAGUGGGCGCUGGCGACGCUGCUCCUCGCCAACGGCGCCGCCUUCUGCCUCAUCGCCGCCGCGGCCUCCUCGCUCCGCCUCGGCCCGCCAUGCCUCCUCUGCGCACGCGUCCACCGCCUGCUCUGCUCCGACUGCGGCCAAGAAGAACGAGACGCCUUCCGCCGCCUGCUCUGCGACGCUCACGUCGCCGCCAUCGCGCGCUUAGGCGCACAAGAAGCAGAGCAGCCGGCGUGCUCUCCUUCUGAUCACGUCGACGCAGGGACAAAAUAUGGAGGUCUGGAGUCUCACCGCGUCGUCUCCAUCGGCAGCGAGAUCUGCGAGCAAGAUCGUGGCGCCGACGAUGACCACCCUCGUGCCGCUGCCACCAACCUCAGCACCCUCGGAAGAACGUCGAGCAUGGACAGCGGCGAAGGCCCGUACGUGUCCCUGUUCGAGCUCGCUCCCCUCGUCGCCCUCCCGGAAGCCAACCCGCCGCCGGAUUACGAUGCCAAAGAAGCACCUCACGGUCACGGUCACAGGACGACGACGAGGCCGGAGCACGACGAGAGAGCGUCCCCGAGCGACGCGGCAGGCGGCGAGCCGGCGCUGACGGUGAGCGGCCUCGUCGCCGCCCUCCGCGCGCAGCGGAGGGAGCUGGAGGCGGCGCGCGCGGAGCUGCACGGCGAGCGGCGCGCUAGGGCGGAGCUGGAGGAGCAGGGCGAGCUGGACCGGGAGGCGGCGCGGGUGGCCAUGCAGCUCGUCCACGAGGCGGAGACGGAGAAGCACGAGCUGCAGCGGCAGCUCGACGCGCUCAGGGUCAGGGCCCAGCUCCACGACUACGAGGCCGCCGGCUUGGACGCGGCGGACUACUCUGCUCCGGUCAGCCGGCUCGGCCGCCGGCUGAGCCGCGACGGCGGCAGUGAGUCGAUGGGCCUGGAAGUGGAAGACGAGGCGGGCUGGAGCGGGAACAAGAACUACCAGUCGCUGGUGGACUUCCUGCCGGGCUCGGUCUACUCCUCGUCGCCGGACCUGGCCAACCUGCUGAGGCUCUACACGGAAGGCAAUGGCAAUGGAGCUCGUCGGCCGAAAGAGGGUGACAUCACCGAGGAGGAGGAGGAGGAGGAGGAGGUCGUCGUCGCCGUCACGGCCGCAGCUGUCUCUGGUUUCGACGGCGGGGACGGUGAGGAGGCCACUAGCAUGGCUGCUGCUGCUGGUGCUUCUUUGGCGGAAAGCGGUGGCGACCACGUCCGAGCAGAUCUUGCACAAGACGAAGCAGCUGUAAUGCGUGCAUGAUGUAUCGCAUCACCGUGAUUGAUAUGUUUUCUAUUUAACCGCCAUUCUUUUUAUACUAUUUGUUGCACGGAGCUUCGUGUAUACAAUGGUCCUUGGUAAUUUCAUCGAACACCUUGCGUGCGUCUGCUGUCCGGCCGGAGUCGGGCAGGUGCCGCUACAUGAUUCCCAGCCUUGCAGAUGCUCGAGGUUGUCGCUCGGCUCGGUGCCGCUCGUUGUAUUCCACACAAUGGAACCAAAUGGAAUAUACAAAUUGCUUUUUUAGCUA